ACUUGUGUUUAUCCCUACCACUCAAGUAAAUCGACAAUGCCUCUCCAAAACCCAAAUCUUGAAGGCUACAAUGUGGUUCGUAACAUGUGGAUAAAGUACUACAACAAACACGAAAGCACCUUCAUUGCUCCUAAAAGAUGCUCUGGUUGCUACAACGAUAAGAAGUUUGUAAUAUGGGCUGUUUCGGUCGCCGCUCAGGCAGUGGUGGAUGGUUCCCGAAUCUACAAGGAAUUGGUACCUUUGGUGGACCCGGCCAUCAUGAUAUUCCAAAAAUACAAAAACCCCCAUUUAAAGGGUUUCUCGGCUGCUGAAAACAAUGGGAAUGACAAGGACAUUUACUAUGAUGAUGACGCCCAGGUUUGUAGUGCCAUGUUGACUGCUUACGAGGUGACUGGCAACAUCAAGUAUUUGGACCAGGGAAGGGAAUUGACCCGGUUUUUGAUGGGUGGCUGGAAUGACAAUCCCAAUGCAAAGACCAAGGGAGGAAUGAAAUGGCACAUUUCCAACGCCUAUUUGAACUCCUGUACCACAGCCGAAGUGGCCAAGUGCUGUCUCCAAAUUGCCAAGUUCAUUCCCGACGAGUCGAAGAUUUAUAUUGAUUUUGCUGCAAAAUGUAUCGAUUGGCAAAUCAAGGUGUUGCAAGACCCUGGCGACAAGUUGAUUAAGGACGGAGUUCAGGACACCUCCGAUAGCCCCAACGAUACCAAAUGGACCUACAACUUGGGGACUACUUUGUCGGCAGCUGCCCAUUUGUACCACUAUACCAAGGAUGAGCACUGGAAGAAAAUAGCCGAUGAGUUGGCUGAGGCUGGUAUCAACAGAAACGUGUUUUUUUACGACCGUGACUACGAUAUGAGCAAGAGAUACUGGAGAGAUCCUUCUUAUUUUGUUCAGUUGUUGGUGGAAGGUUUGGCCGACUACCUUUUGUUUGUGGGCAAUGAGGCACCAGGAGACUUACCUAAGCGAAUUGAGGAGGAGAUCCGUAGACACUUGGUGAUGUUCUAUGAGUUUAUGAGAGACCCUGAUGAUGGAUUAUACAUUCAGAGUUUUGAGCCUAAUUUGACGUACAGAGAUGUGUAUGACAAAAAGUACAAACCGACAUUUGGAGAAAGAAAAGGCUGGGGUAUCAAAAAAGAUGAUAAGGACGGAGACAAAGAUGAGCCAUUGAAGUGUUUGAUGGGAUGUGCCUCUGCUGCUCGUGUGUUCUUCCAGGGUGCCAGGGUGGUUCCAAAGAUCGAGUAAUGGGUUUGUAUAUUCUAUAUAAAUGUAUUCAAGAUUGUAAAAUGUCUCAAACCUUGAUUUUUGGUAAAUUGAAUGCUGGAGAAGACCCAGUUAAGUGGGGAUUUCUUUCAACCAUGAUAAAAUUUUCACCAUUGAAACUAUCCACUAAUAAUAUAGGUCUGUACUUGAAGGAGAUCCAGAACGGCUUUUCAUUUUCGGUGUCAUUGUCAUUGUCGUCGGCAUCUUUGUCUUGCUCUCUGAAUUUGUUGAUUUGGGCUUGCCUCAAAGACAAUUCCAUUAUACUUAUACUGGAUUCUUCAUCAUCACCUUCAUCCUCUUGGUCCUCGUCAAUAGUCAACCCAUCUCUAGUUCUUUUCUUGGAAGCAACGGUGUUCUUGUAGGUUUUAUUUAUUGGGAUGUUGAUGGAUAAGUUGAAGUAGCAAAGCCAGUUCUUACCGUAAAUCCACAAUUUCCCGGUUUUAUCGAAGAAUAAUCUCUCUGGUUUUUCCUCCAAUGUCAAAAACUUUCUAGGAAGGAAUUCACUAUUUCUCUUGGACCAUGGGGUUAACAACGAGUCCAUUUUUGCAUUUUGCUUGACGUAAAACUCGAGGAUUUUGUUUUCUUCCGUCAAAACCACCAAAGUAUUUUGUUCGGAGAACUCGAUCAAGUGAGGUAAUGUUGACAAUGUCACCAACUUGUGCAAGUUAAAGGUUUCCAAGGAUACUACCUCGAUCACUCCGCUGAAUCUGCUGAUCGCUAAAGUAUCUUCAGCCUUGUUAAUCACUAAGUUCUUGAUAUUGGAAACGUAGGUUAUAUCAGACUU
This is a messenger RNA of Yamadazyma tenuis ATCC 10573, 2044 nucleotides long. NCBI's taxonomy places the organism in Eukaryota, Fungi, Ascomycota, Pichiomycetes, Serinales, Debaryomycetaceae. The record is from RefSeq and is a predicted model, not a curated record.